This is a messenger RNA of Carassius gibelio (silver crucian carp), 3975 nucleotides long. RefSeq names its product gastrula zinc finger protein XlCGF57.1. Gene Ontology annotation, molecular function: RNA polymerase II cis-regulatory region sequence-specific DNA binding; DNA-binding transcription factor activity. The transcript is spliced from 3 exons. Gene Ontology annotation, biological process: regulation of transcription by RNA polymerase II. The coding region runs from base 105 to 1790 and encodes 561 amino acids. The record is from RefSeq and is a predicted model, not a curated record. Lineage: Eukaryota; Metazoa; Chordata; Actinopteri; Cypriniformes; Cyprinidae.
CUCUUAUUUUGGCGAGGCCGUGUGACGUCAUAAGGCUGCGCUGCGCGAUUCUGCUGCUGGACAAAAAGAGAAACUCCCGCUGAAGUGACUGAGACACACAAAAUAUGGCAGUUAUUAAAGAGGAGAGAGAAGACGUGAAGAUUGAAGACACAUUCAGAGUCAAACAGGAAGAGACUGAGACACAAACAGACCUGAUGGCACUGAAAGAGGAGAGUCAAGAACUGAAUGAAAUGGAAGAGAAAAAUGUCAUGCCUGAAAAAGAAUCUUUCAGUUACUCACAGAACCAUAAAGCAGAAGCUAGAAAUCUUAAUACCCACAUGACGAUUCACACUCCAGAGGAGCUUUACACCUGCAAACUGUGUGGGAAGAGUUUCUCACUAAAAGGGAAUCUGAAGACUCACAUGAGAAUUCACACAGGAGAGAAGCCAUUCAAAUGCUCUCAGUGUGGAAGGACUUUUACACAGAAAAAAACCCUUACGGUCCACAUGAGAAUUCACCCCGGAGAGAAACCUUACACCUGUAAACCAUGUGGGCAGAGUUUCACUGAAGAACAAGACCUUAAAGGCCACUUGAAAAUCCACACUGGAAGGAAUAUGUUUACAUGCCCUCAGUGUGGAAAAAGUUUUAUUCAGAAAAAAAACCUUGAUACCCACAUGAUAAAUCACAGUGGAAAGAAGCUUUACACCUGCAAACUGUGUGGAAAGAGCUUCUCUCUAAAUAAACAUCUUAAGGCUCACAUGAAAAUUCACACAGAAGAGAAACCGUUCACAUGCUCACAGUGUGGAAAGAGUUUUAAAGGCAAAAGAGGUCUUAAUGUCCACAUGAGAAUUCACACUGGAGAGAAACCGUUCACCUGCUCUCAGUGUGGAAAGAGUUUUAAGCAGAAAAGAGAUCUAAAUGUCCACAUGACCAAUCACACUGGAGAAAAGCCUUACGGAUGCAAACUGUGUGGGAAGAGCUUCAAGCAAAAAGAAACUUUUAAGACUCACAUGAGAAUUCACACUGGAGAGGAUCCGUUUGUUUGUGAUCAGUGUGGAAAGAGCUUCAGAUGUAGAGAAUACCUCAAUCAUCACAUGAGGAUUCACUCAGGAGAGGACUGUUUUAUAUGUCAUCAGUGCGAAAGGAGUUUCACAGAGAGGAAUCAACUUGAGAAUCAUGUAAAAAUUCACAUCGGGGAGAAGCCUUACAUGUGUCAUCAAUGUGGAAUGAGUUUCACAAAUAGAUUAAACCUGGAGGAUCACAUGAUAAUUCACUCUGGAGAGACGCCUUUCACCUGCAGACUGUGUGGAAAGAGCUUCACAAUUAAAGGAGACCUUAAUAUUCACAUGAAAGUUCACUUUGGAGAGCAGCCUUACAAGUGUCAUCAGUGUGAAGAGAGUUUCACAGACAGGAAUAACCUUGAGAGUCAUGUAAAAGUUCACAUCGGGGAGAAGCCUUUCUUGUGUCCUCAUUGUGGAAAGAGUUUCUCACACAGAUCAAACUUUGAGUAUCACUUAAGAAUUCACACUGGAGAGAAGCCUUUCAGCUGCCCUCAGUGUGGAAGGAGCUUCACAGUUAAAGGAAACCUUACACUGCACAUGAGAGUUCACACUGGAGAGAAACCUUACAAGUGUCUUCAGUGUGAAAAGAGUUUCAGAAUUAAAGGAAACCUUAAGAUUCACAUGCGAGUUCACACUGGAGAGAAGCCUUACAAGUGUGUUCAGUGUGACAUGAGUUUCACAUAUCACAUAAGCCUGAAACAGCAUUUGCAAAAUCAUUGUGAAAAUAAUUUCUCGUUUUCCUUCAUGUGACGAGGUUUUUAAAAAGCAAAAAUCUGUGUAUUCACUCUGAGGAGAGACAAUUUAAUUGUGAUCAAUGCAAUAAAAUCAACACACUUAUCCGUAUUUGAAUUCAUGUAAAUGUGAGAGCCCGUUUAUGUUCUUAGUAUGACAAUAUAAAAUGCAUCUUCUUGAAAUCACAGCUGAAUGUGAGUUUGAAUGUCCACCUUAUUGACCAAUUAUUUAUUUGCAUUAUUCUAUCGUAUUAUAUACUACAUCUCUUUAUACAGGCUUUACCUUGAGCUUUAUUAUUUUAUUUUAUGCAUGUUUACUGCAGAGAGAACACCUGACCAUCUUUGCUACAGUUUAAAAUGUUAUAUGGUUGAGGUAGACACCUUUUAAUUUAGAUUAUGUAGAGGUGUUGCUAAUUGUCAUAAAAGUUCAUUAGCUUUUCUGCAAUGUCUUUGUGGGGUGUUUUGAAUGUGCUGUAAAAGAGGGAUGUAUCUGGGGAUCCCUUCAGUCAUUCAGAAAAAAACAAAAGCCAUGACUGUCCACGAAAGUACUUUCCACAAAAAAAGGGCAUGCUCAUGUUGGUAUUGUUUGUGUCAACAUAUACAGAAGCAAGAAAAGGUUUGUGAGCACUACUGAACUGAUUUGAUGGCAUGUUCAAUAAAGACAUUACAUUCACAAAAAUGUUGAAGAAGUAACUACCUGGUUGACCUGGAUGACCCACAACUGAUUUCUGAGAUUAAUGAGUCUCUUGUUUGUCCUUAAAAAUGUAACUGUCCACGACUCUUCAGAAAAAUUAUCUUGGUCCUGCACAUUCUUCUUAGGGUGCUUUUACACUUGGUUCACUUGCCUGGUCUGAACCCGAGUUCGGUUGCUCCCCCCGCCCCCGCUGGACUGUAUUCAUUUUAUAAUAUUUGAGUCUGAACCGCGGUUCGCUUGUGUCAUCAAGCCAGCAGCUGUUUACCCCGUUGUUUGGUAACGUCAGCACAGGAGAAGGCGACAAAUGCAUAACAUUACUCUCUGCACUUUUAUGUAUUAUGUUUUUGAACUGUUCGUUUUGUUUUUAAAGCUUCGGUAGAUAACGGCACUUGCGUCUGUCUUACGAAUGUACUGAAAAUGGUCUAAAGAACGUUGAGUUUUAUUGGAUCUUAGUGUUGCGUUUGACACAAUUGACCACAACAUUCUUUUGCAUAGACUUGAAUACUUUGUUGGCAUCAGUGGAAGUGCAUUAGCAUGGUUUAAAUCGUACUUAUAUGACCGCCAUCAGUUCGUAGCAGUGAAUGAAGAUGUAUCAUAUCGAUCACAAGUGCAGUAUGGAGUACCUCAAGGCUCAGUACUAGGGCCGCUACUCUUCACGCUUUAUAUGUUACCCUUGGGAGAUAUCAUCAGGAAACAUGGUGUUAGCCUUUACUGUAAUGCUGAUGAUACUCAGCUCUAUAUUUCUUCGCGGCCCGGUGAAACACACCAAUUUGAAAAACUAAUGGAAUGCAUAGUCGAUAUAAAAACUGGAUGACGAGUAAUUUCUUACUGCUAAAUUCUGAAAAAACAGAGGUGUUAAUUAUAGGACCUAAAAACUCAGCUUUCAAUCAACUAGAACACUGUCUAAGACUUGAUGGUUGAAAGGACCUCUACAUCCCUGAAAGACAGCGGAGACCAGGACAACUAGAGCCCCAGAUACAGAUCCCCUGUAAAGACCUUGUCUCAGAGGAGCACCAGGACAAGACCACAGGAAACAGAUGAUUCUUCUGCACAAUCUGACUUUGCUGCAGCCUGGAAUUGAACUACUGGUUUCGUCUGGUCAGAGGAGAACUGACCCCAACUGAGCCUGGUUUCUCCCAAGGUUUUUUCUCCAUUCUGUCACCAAUGGAGUUUCGGUUCCUUGCCGCUGUCGCCUCUGGCUUGCUUAGUUGGGGUCACUUCAUCUACAGCGAUAUCGUUGACUUGAUUGCAAAUAAAUGCACACUAUUUAACUGAACAGAGAUGACAUCACUGAAUUAAAUGAUGAACUGCCUUUAACUAUCAUUUUGCAUUAUUGAGACACUGGGCCCUAUUUUUAAUGAUCUGAAAUGCAAGUGUCAAAGCACCAAGCGCAAGUAACUUUGUGGGCGGGUCUCGGUGCUGUUGCUAUUUUCCCAGCGGGAUAAAUGGCUCUUGCGCCCUGCGCAAAUCUAAAAUAGGUUGGUCUGAAGUAGCUUCAUUAUUCAUAGGU